This is a messenger RNA of Trichomonas vaginalis G3, 561 nucleotides long. Its product is annotated as protein of unknown function, DUF4106 family. The transcript has a single exon. NCBI's taxonomy places the organism in Eukaryota, Parabasalia, Trichomonadida, Trichomonadidae. The record is from RefSeq and is a predicted model, not a curated record. The coding region runs from base 1 to 561 and encodes 186 amino acids.
AUGUUAGUAUUGAAAAACAUGUUCCAUGACAAAAUAAAACCAACUACAGAAAUAAAUGACGCAAGACUGAAACGUUGGGUAAAAGCUUUCCCAUUCACAAAAGAUAUUAUUGGUUACAUGGAAAGAAAACCAGAAUGGCUACAAAAACAUAUAUUUGGAAACGAGCUUAUUCCAUAUGGACAAGCUCUGUUUGAAGAGCUUGAACCGGAAACUCAGGAAAGAGUCAUGCAAACAAUAAGCGAAGACUCAAAUACAAACUAUGACAAAAUCUUUCUAGGAUAUAGGUUACCUGAGAUGGGCGACCAGAGCCCAAAGGCAAAAAGGACAUGGGAAAUUUACAACAUACUAGGUGAACAUGAGGCAAAGAUGCAACAACUUGAAGCAGAGGGCAAGUUACCAAAAGCGACACCAAAGAAGAAGAGAAGAGUAGAACAAAGUGAAAGUAGUGAAGAAGUAACUUCAUCUAGUGAAAGUAGUGGCAAUGAAGGAAAAAGAAGAGUUAAAAACUCAGUCAGGAAGAAAGUAAAGCUUGGUCCAAGUGGGUUCUAUUAUGAUAUAUAA